Coregonus clupeaformis (lake whitefish) is the source of this 2633-nucleotide messenger RNA. Its product is annotated as condensin complex subunit 2. The transcript is spliced from 18 exons. Gene Ontology annotation, biological process: mitotic chromosome condensation. The record is from RefSeq and is a predicted model, not a curated record. Bases 178 to 2271 code for a protein of 697 amino acids. NCBI's taxonomy places the organism in Eukaryota, Metazoa, Chordata, Actinopteri, Salmoniformes, Salmonidae. Gene Ontology annotation, cellular component: condensin complex. Gene Ontology annotation, molecular function: chromatin binding.
UUGGUGACGCAUACUGUCGUUACGUAAACCGUUCGGCGCAAAAUUCAAAUGUGAUCAGGAAGAAAAGAGUAUCAGUACAAAGUAAAACACGCUUCGUGUUCAUUUAGGCAGCUUAAUAUUUUAUAUAAAGAAAGAUUAAGUCACUGUUCCAGAAGCGUUGGAUAUAAUCGAGUCACGAUGAGCGCAUCCUCCACACCCAUCUCCCGGGUGCGUCAGUGGGCCUCACCGUCCCUGAAGCACAAGGGCGCCUCUCCUGCUGCCAGCAACACAUCGCUCCUCGCAUCUUUCCCAGGCAACGAUGAUGAGAUGGAGCGUCGUCAGAGGCGCAGAUCCCGGGUCAUUGACCUGCAAGCCGCCGCUGACUCCUCAUUUAAUGAAUCUGCCUCUCAUAGCACCACGGGGACCCCUGCAGCUGUGCCUAAGCUGUCAAAUGCACAGAUCUCAGAGCAUUACUCCACCUGCAUCAAACUCUCCACUGAAAAUAAAAUUACCACCAAGAAUGCCUUUGGUCUCCACCUGAUUGACUACAUGGCUGACAUCCUCAAACAGAAGGAUUCUGAGCUCACAAAUUUCAAGGUGGCAGCAGGUACCCUGGACGCCAGCACCAAGAUUUAUGCGGUCAGAGUGGAUGCUGUCCAUGCUGAUGCCUACAGAGUCCUGGGAGGAUUGGGUGCUGAGACCAAGCCUGGGGAAGAGCAUGGAGCAGGGGAUGAAGGAGAGAUGGAGGAGGGGGCUGAAGGUGACCUGGCUGCUAAGCAAGUGGUGAAGAAGAAGAGGCAUCCCAAGAAGACUGUGGAGCAGAACCUGAGCAACAUCAACAGCUCUGAGUCUGAGAGGAAGUGUGAGGUUGACCCCAUGUUCCAGCGCAUGGCGUCAUCCUUCGACGAGAGCAGCACGGCAGGUGUCUUCCUGUCAGUGUUAUUCAGUGAGGACAGUCGCUGUGAGCUCCUCUUCCCUUCCCACAUGACCCUGCUGCACUCCAGGCCCUCUUGCUCCCAGCAUCCGCCGCAGUGCGUCCCUGCAACACCCUUCACAGGUGGUCUCCAGCGGACCCAGGAGAAGAGCUCCAUCUGCCCCUCCCUGGCAGACUUCUCUUUCACCAGCUGGAACCCUGACCAGACCAUGAACCAGAUGCUGGAGAAGUUAAAGCAGGGGGAUCACGUGUUUGACGUGAACGCGGAGGUGGACGAGGAGGAGUGUCAGGACUUUGGGGAUGAUUUUGAUGGAGACUAUGAGGAGGGUCAGGGGGACUAUGGUGGCGACGGCUCCAAGGAACACAAGGAUGGCUGUGAGGCUGGAGGGCCCGGGAGAGGAAGGGAUGUGAUUCCCAUCGGAGAGGGGGACGUAGCCACCAUGUGUCUGCAGCUGUCCGACCAGCCCAGAGAUUACUCCUACUUCAGCCCCAGGACCAUGGCUACCUGGGCAGGCCCUGGCUACUGGCGCUUCAAACCUCUGCUCAAGAAGGACAACAUGCCUGAGAAGGAGGGUCGCAAGAGAAAGCCAAAGAAGGCCUUUGAAAUCGACUUUAAUGACGAUGUCAACUUUGACACCUACUUCCGCGCCACUAGAGCCGCUACCACUAACACCAAGUCAGCCCUCAGCACAAGCAACAAGAAGACCACUCUGGCUGCAGACUUCCAGUUCCCCCCUGAGACCCUGUCCCAACUCAGCCUUAAGCCCGCCAGCACAUUAUGUAAAGAGGGCCAGAAGAGGUUGUCUGGAGAGCUGGGGGAAGGCAUCGGAGACUACGACUACAACAAUGCCAAUGACACAGCCAACUUCUGCCCCGGACUGCAGGGCGGUGAAAGUGAUGAUGAUGGUGAAGGGUUCAUUGGGGGUACAGAUGACACCCAGCCUUCUGUGGAUGGUAACCCCGCCUCCUCACAAGACCAUGACGACGUGUCCACCUAUGGGGAGGAUGACCUGGUGCCAGAGCCACACAGGGUUAACAAGAUUGAGAUCAACUAUGCCAAGACAGCCAAGAAGAUGGACAUGAAGAGGCUCAAGAACACCAUGUGGAAUCUUCUGACUGACAGUCUGGAAAAACCAGCCAAGCAGGAGGUGAAGAAUGUGGAGACUUCAGUAGUGUUUGGGGAGAAAGUCUUCAGCCAGACCACACAGACCCUGCUUCAAAGCUUGCCCCCCACCAUGGCUCAGAACCUGUCCGUGCCCCUGGCGUUCGUCGCCCUGCUGCACUUGGCCAAUGAGAAGAAUUUGGAGCUCAUCAAGGUGGACGACAUGUCAGAUAUCAUCAUCAAGCAAGGUCAAUGAAAAGGGAUAGACAAUGGGACUUUAAAAAGUUAUUUCCUUUUCUCUUCAAUCUGCUUAAUAUCACUUUUUCUAUGUAUAUGAUUAAUUAUGUGCCAUUCAUGUCAAGCAAAGGCACCCUUACAUUUUAAAUUUUUAGCCUGUGAAAGAUGUUAUUUCUCAAAUGUAUAAUAAGUGGCCCUUAAAAAUGACUCCUCUGUCUUUUUAUUACCUGAAGUGUUUUAAACAUAUUUACCUGUACUUUCCGUUUAAUCUGUCCUUUUUUUCUCUACAUCUAUUGUGUGUAGAUAAUUUAAAUGCUUCACUCACAACGGUGUAAUGUGUACAUACAUACCAAAACAAAUAAACAUUUGUUUUCUACAUUA